Messenger RNA from Lachancea dasiensis, 651 nucleotides. NCBI's taxonomy places the organism in Eukaryota, Fungi, Ascomycota, Saccharomycetes, Saccharomycetales, Saccharomycetaceae. The record is from the annotation of a GenBank genome assembly.
AUGAGCACCCGACAGCACGACUCGAGAGAGCACGCCUCAAACUUUUUCAAAAAAUGCACAACAGUUUCGUCAAACGGACGAAUACCCUUGGGAUCGAAAUCUAUCAAUUUAUCCCAGCUGAUGGACGACAAACAACACUAUAGCGCUAAAACCCAUAGACAGCAGAAGGUGGGCUCGAAUGCCUUUUUUUCAAGCUUAACCGUUGAGCCCAAGAAUAGGCGCCAGGAAGCAGAACUAGUAACAGUUGCUGACUUCCUUGCUUCCGACCGUAUCUUUAGAUAUGCCAGAUAUGAAGGUCACCGCCGAGCUCGCAAGCAGCUGCGUCCAGAGCUUCUGAAAUGCCAGGGGUUGGUCAAUCGUGUUUUAAGAAAUGUGCAUGCGCUAGAUACAACAUUAAAACUUCAAAGAAACGGGGCAAUUCCAGUAAGUUAUGACAAACUGAUACAAGUGCGGUGUGUCAAAAGACUGUCCAGUACAGAGACUCUGGCCGUAAGUGAGUCUGGAAACGUCAGACUGGUCGUCCUUCAUGGAUCCACCAAGCUAGCCAAUCAUGAGUCACGAGGGUGUGUGCCCAUAUUAAUCAACACCAAGUCGAGCGUCUCUUUGUAUCCUGGACUAAUGUGGUGUCUUGAAUGGCGACUUGGCGCAUAA